Molecule: messenger RNA, 1272 nt
Organism: Pseudogymnoascus destructans
Lineage: Eukaryota; Fungi; Ascomycota; Leotiomycetes; Thelebolales; Thelebolaceae
Exons: 4
Coding region: 1-1272 (423 amino acids)
Source: RefSeq, a predicted model, not a curated record
AUGCGAGGACGCCUGGGACGAGGAGAACGGGGACCGCUUUAUCAAGAAGGGUUUACCUACAGAACGUGGGAACCAAGGCCAGAAGACGAUGACCCAAAACUUAGCCCGACAAUCCCUUGGGAAACUUAUGACCAUGAAGACAAGGAGAGUAAGAGACUACAGGAAGCACCAACUCCAGAUCUCGACUGUGUCAGAGAACCAAGGGAAAGAACCUUCUCUGAGAGACUGGGACAAAUCGGGUAUGUGAAGAUCAACGGUCAGGUCACCGACCCGGAUAGUAAGACAGACGUCUUAAAUGCCCUCAACGGAAUCCGCGGCUACCCACCUCGAGUCCCGGGCUUUCACGACCCUCUCCUGUCUCAAGUCAUGAACGACACGGAACUGGGUGAAUACUACACUCAGUUCCUUCGCGAUGUUGAUAACGAAGAGGAUCCUGAACGGGACAACGAAGGGAACCCUUUGGAUAAUCGCAUCAGCCCAGUCACGUUUAUGAAAUGGGCAUCUGGUGUACAGAAGAAAGUCAGGGUCAACACGGCCGAAAUCGAGGGGGAGGUUGUAGAACGGGCUAGACAAGAAGAGCUUAAGGGGGAGAAGCCGCCAGGAAACCAUCGACCGUUGGUAUGGUCUGCCCUGAAACCGCAAUUCGAUCAAGAAUUAGGUGGUGCGAUUUCCCCGGCAUAUUCAGUCGACGAGUAUCCUAGCCCACUGAUGUCACCACGAGGAGUUAACUUGACCAACGUACCCGGCAUGUUCUAUCAUAUGCUGCCGGAGUUCAAUGUGGUGCUUGCUCGUGCAGCAUUUCAUGAUGGCGGGAUUGAUUUAUCUACAAAGGCAUCGUCAGAAACUGAAAUUACCACAGAUUGGCAACUAGCAGACGCUCUUGGAGACGGUAACAGGGAGCUUGGAAUGCAUAGAAUCGAUGUCAUCCAGGUGGAAUUCCAGAACCUUAUGGCAGAACGUGACGUCGAAGUCGGGAAGGCAACCGAAAAGAUGUUGCAAUUGAACUCAGCAAGGGAUACAAUCACUCGGUUAGGGGAGAUGAUUUGCGCUCGACGCUAUGAGAUGACCAUUCUGAAACGUCGUGCUCGAGCAGACCAGUUACUCGGCGAGUGGAGAGAACACCUCCGCCAACAGACAGCGAGAGCUGUGAAUAUGGCCAAAUCAUGGGGGGAUGAGCUCGACGAACUGCGUGAUGUCAAUGUUAAACUCGUUGGCGAACUACAAGACCUCGAUCAGAAUUCGGAGAACGAUGAAAGAUCGGCUGUGGUCUGA